Messenger RNA from Anopheles coustani, 13836 nucleotides. RefSeq names its product dynein axonemal heavy chain 8 (gene kl-3). Gene Ontology annotation, biological process: microtubule-based movement. The record is from RefSeq and is a predicted model, not a curated record. Gene Ontology annotation, molecular function: ATP binding; minus-end-directed microtubule motor activity; ATP hydrolysis activity. The coding region runs from base 1 to 13836 and encodes 4611 amino acids. Lineage: Eukaryota; Metazoa; Arthropoda; Insecta; Diptera; Culicidae. The transcript is spliced from 7 exons. Gene Ontology annotation, cellular component: dynein complex.
AUGGCGGACCCUGAUCCGGAGCGUCACCUGCGGAAGAUACUGGAUGUGAUGGGUGUAAGUACCCGGAUCGGUAAUGUGGUGCAGUUAGUAAAGCGCCGGCGCGGAAGUCCGCCUAAAAUCACGGAGGAACAGGAAAUGCAGCAGCGGCUCGAAAAGUGUCGCGAGGCUCGAUCGGAACGUGUGAAUAUGCUGGCUACGAAGCACCAUCACGUCCUAGAAGUUGCUGCUUACCUGUUGGGCGAAGAUGCUGCUCGCGUUGUUGAUUGCGUGGCCGACCGGUUGGCGGACAUUGAAUUGUUGGAUAGCCUUUUCGAAGCGGAUGGUGCUAAGGCACUGCUGCUGUUCUACGGAAUGUGUGCGGCACCGGAUGUUGAAUCGGGACGGUACAAUCCGAAGCAAAAACCUUUCAAACAAGCCCGGAUUACGGAUGGAUCGGCUGGCAAAGUGACGGAGAUCGCCGUCGGAAUACGUCGCCAUACCAAUUCAAAGCCUGUCGAAAUCAAAGGACUCUCUGAUGAAAUACUGUUCACCUACAUCAGCGUCCCGGUUGGUUGUACCAUCCUUUACAUGCUGGUGUCUAUUCUCGACCGUGUUAUGAAGCCGGCAAUUGAAAAUAUUCGCGACUACGGACAUUGCAGUGAUACGCAACAGAGCAACUUCAAAUACGGUGUGAAUAGGUUCAUCAACUUCCUUAAAAGUACGGCGAAGGAUAUAACCCAAAGGAUUGUGUUCGACUUCGACCAAGAUCUCUAUAAGGGCUUCCUGCUGACCUCGGUCCAGGUGCAAGAAACGGCCCGUGAUCGGGAAAAAGUGACUCACAUCGAACAUACUUUUCAUCGCUGGCUGGACCGGAUGCAGUUUGCUCUGACUCAAGGCGAUCAGAUCGAGCAGGCAUCGCAUAACGUUGGCCCUUUAGUAGAGCUGGAAUACUGGCGCACCGUUCUAACGCGCUACACCUCAAUCAGUGAAUUCACGGAGACGAAAGUAUUUCGGCAGUUUCUACAAUGUCUUAAAAUUUCUCGCAGCAGGCUGGUUAAGGUGUGGUCAGGACUUGAGACGGCACUGUCGACGAAGCUGAUCGAAUCCAGAGACAAUGUGCGCUACAUCAGCUCGAUUGAGCGAUUCUGGGAUCCCCUGUAUCGAUGCGAACCACCGGAAGCGACGCGCAGCAUGGGGAGUUUACUGGAGGUGAUUCGCCAGGUGUAUAAAUCUUCCACCUACUACAACACCUCGGAUCGAAUAACAGGCCUACUGACGAAAAUCGCCAACCAGAUCAUCAUCAACUGCCGGUCUUACAUAACCGACCGUGGUACAAUUAGGAUUUACGAUCAAACGAAACAGUUACUGAUAAACAAAAUAACAAUCUGCAACCAUCUUGACAGCGCUUUUCGCAACCAUUACAAGCAGACUGUGCAGAAAAUGAUCGAUAGUCCAGAGGAAACGCCUUGGGAAUGUUCGGAGGUGUUUGUAUUCGGUAAGCUGAACCAUUUCCAACUUCGUAUGUCGAAAAUCAUGGAAGUCAUGGAGCUGUACCUGAAGUAUGAAGUCAUUCGUCAGGUGGCCAUUUCGGGCACAGAAGUUUUCUCGGAACGAAUCCAGUCGGCGUACAUGGUUCUGACCUCUAAGCCAUAUGAUCCUCUAGUCUACACUGAACACCAGUUCGAUAGCGACUACGAGGGCUACCUAAGGGAAGUGGAAACUGCCGAAACUGGUCUGCAAACUUUCCUUAAAACUCAGCUCCGUAAAGAACACACUGUUGAAAACUGUCUACUUCUUCUGCGGCGGUUCGAAAAAUUGCAACUAGAAUGCCUUUCCAUUGACCGUUGCUACGUCGAUGUAGCGCUCAUGCUCGAGCAGGAAAUCUUUCGGUUGAAGGAUAUUUACAGUGAAAACCGAGCUGCUCCUCCUAUUCCGUUCGGGGUCCCAGAGACCGUGGGACGUAUUAUGUGGGCCCGAUCGCUGUUUCGCCAGAUCGACGUGCCACUCGGUGCCUUCAAGCAUCGGGCGUGCGUUGUAAACCAUCGGAAAGCGCAACUCUGCAUAAAGUACUACAAUUAUCUGAGCGAGGUGCUGCUGCACUAUCAGUUGCUGCACCACAAAUCGUGGGAAACAUUCGCUGAACACGCUCGCAAUAAACUUUCCAGUCCGGUGUAUAGGAAAUGCACCGACGACAACAGGCUCGAGGUAAACUUCCACCCUUGGAUUCGCCAGCUGAUCAAGGAGACGGAAGUGGUGCUAAAGCUUGGAUUGGCAGCUCCUGAUUUCACCGUCGUCCUAGUGCAGGGAAAACCCAAACUAUACCAACGGUACGAAAGAGUUAAACAUCUGUUAAGGCACAGUGAGACGCUUCGAUUCGCCAUUCCACCUACUUUUCUUCCACUUAUGCGAACAAUGCUGCGAAAGCUGGAUGAAGUAUUUUUUCCUGGUUUGUCCGUGAUAACAUGGCAAUCGUUAAAUAUCGACCACUAUCUGAAUGAUGUCGAGGGAACGCUGGUAAAAACGGAACAGUUUUUCAAAGAAGCGUACGAUAUAUGGCAGGCUCGGAUAGAAGAUGUUCUGGUCUCUUUCGAAUCCACCGAUCUGCUCACUUUACCCGACGAUCCUGUCGGACCGACUGAGUUCUACGACGCAAACAUCCGGUACCGGCAGUCAAUGCAGAUGCAUUUAGCAAACAAAUCAAAAGCAAUGGAAGGAGCCGUCGUAGAGCUGAUCAACAAGUUUGCAUCAAACAUCGAGGUGUCCGAGUAUGACGAUCACGGAAAUAGAAUCUUCCAGCUGCCGCUCGAUAAGAUCAACAACGAAAACCGACGGCGAGAGGAGCAGCUACCGACCGAUAAGUUCGAUUGGGUAAGGUUUGAUCGACUUUUUAAAACGCCUACAAAUCCAACGCCAGAAGCACACAUGGAAGCACUGUUCCGGAACUAUGGCACCUUGAACUACGAUGUACCGACACUGCACAUCGAUUGUAUGGAACUAUUUGCGUACUUCAACAACCGGCUCGCUAACGUGUUCGUCCGAAUGGUGAAGAGUUCGUUGGAAAAACUUCGCUCCCGUCUCGAACUGAUCCGCCUUCAGAUGAACAAAGCGGCAGUUUUGGCCGAUAUUCAGCCGCUGAUCGUUACCACAAUGCAACUGCAGUCUGACUGCUGCGAGAUAUUGCCAUCUCUCGAGGAGAUUCAGUUUUCGUUCGAACGGGUAAUUUUGAACGUCCUGGAGACGUUCUAUGCGAUCUCAGCUUGGGGCUGGCAGGCAAAAUCGAUCGAACGCAAGAUACGCCGACCGAUAUUGGCCGAGCAACGAGCGGAACGAGAUUGGUUCAAGCUCAUUUCAGGGCACAAGGAAGUGACACGCAUGGUGCAUGAGUUCGAUGGAGGCCUGCUUCUGCUAAAGCCCGACGUGAGCUACGAACUGAAGAGCAUCUAUCAGCAAUACGAGUACCUGUGGCGGCAGGAUGUAUUUGCGCUGGAACUAGAGGCUAAACCAGAACGGUUCGAAAAGAUCAAAGAUGAUCUUGGUGAGGUGAAAUACACGAGUCACAUUGGGCCCAUACUCAUCCGGCUGGACGAGGUCAUCGAGACGGUGCUGCGUCGUUUGCUAGCCUUCUACAACACCCGCAUAGCCGAGAUAGUCAACUUUAUCACCAGCCAGGAAGAGACACUGAAUCGAAAAAUGGCCGAUCUAGAUGACAUUCGGAUGGCAAUGGAGUGUCUUAAAACGGUGCAAGAUAAUUUCACCCCUCUUGAUACCGAUCUGACGUUCAUCGAACAGACCUAUCGUACCUUGGCGGGUUUCGAAACGCUCGCAUUAACUCACGAGCAGGUGGAAAACGUGUACGGCAUUCGUGACACGUUCAAGACGAUGGUGAAAAUGGUUGAAAAAGUGGAGAACGACAUAAUAGCGUUGCAGGUACCGCUACAGCGGGAGUUGGCUGAAGGUGUAGCCCUAUUCAACCAGGAUAUCGAUACAUUCGACCUUGAGUUCGAGACAAGCGGUCCGCAGGAGGAGGGAAUCCCGGCAAAAGAGGCGAGUGAUCGGUUGCUCAUGUUUCAGACUCGUUUUGAUGAGCUUUGGCAUAAGUUUGAGAUGUACGCCAGCGGUGAAACGUUCCUUGGGCUGAAGGUGAACGAAUACCCAGUCCUGCAACGGCGCAAGAAAGAACUGAAUCUGCUUAGCAAGCUCUACUCACUUUAUAUCCAAGUUAUGAAAAGCAUUGAACAGUACUACGAAACUCCCUGGAAGGAGGUUAACAUUGAGCACAUUAAUGCGGAACUGAUCGACUUCCAGAACCGGUGCCGGAAGCUGCCAAAGGCUAUGAAGGACUGGCCAGCGUACAUCGAGUUGAAGCAGAAGAUUGACGAUUUCAACAACAGCUGUCCGCUUCUGGAGCUCAUGUGUAACGAGGCAAUGAAGGACCGCCACUGGGACAAACUGGAGCAAACGAUGAGUUGCAAGUUCGACAUCGACUCACCUGCGUUCACGCUAGGCAAUCUCAUGGAAGCACCGCUGUUGGAGUUUUCGGAUGAUAUCGAAGAUACCUGCAUCGGAGCCGUGAAGGAGAACGACAUCGACACAAAGUUGCGCUCGGUUGUAGCCGAGUGGUCCGCGGUGAAUCUUCAGUUUGCAUCCUUCAAGACGCGCGGAGAGCUCCUCAUCAAACCCGCCGACACGGUCGAAAUCAUUGCGGCCCUCGAAGACAGCAUAAUGAUCGUGAACUCGCUCGCAUCGAACCGAUUCAAUGCGCAUUUCAAGAAGGACAUCAUGCUCUGGCUGCACAAACUCGUCAACACUGGCGAGAUUCUCGAGAAGUGGCUACUGGUGCAGAACCUGUGGAUCUACCUGGAAGCAGUGUUCGUGGGCGGAGACAUUUCGAAGCAGCUGCCCCAGGACGCCAAGCGUUUCGCAGGCAUCGACAAAAGCUGGGUUCGGAUCAUGUUCCGGGCGCGCGACAAUCCCAACGUUGUCCAAUGUUGUACGGGUGAGGAUUUCAUGUCCUACACGCUCACCUCGCUGCUGGAACAGCUCGAAACGUGCCAGAAAUCACUCACGGGUUACCUGGAAUCGAAGCGGCUACUGUUUCCUCGCUUUUUCUUCAUCUCCGAUCCGGUGCUGCUAGAAAUUCUUGGCCAAAGCUCCGACCCUACGUCCAUCCAAGCGCACCUGCUAAGCAUCUUUGACGCCGUAGCAAGGGUAGAGUUUGACGAGAGAUCUGAGAAGGGUAAAAUCGUCGCCCUCAGCUCGGACAAUGGAGAACGCGUGCCACUUGCCUCUCCGGUGCACUGCACGGGCGGAGUGGAGGCUUGGUUGGGUAGCUUGCUGACGGAAAUGCAGGACACAAUCCGGUCCAUUCUCGCCCAAAUGGCACAAUGUCUGCGCAGCCCCGAGUUCAACUUUAUAGUCGGUUUUCAGGACUUCUGCGGCCAAGCUGGGCUUCUAGGGGUGCAGUUGCUAUGGACCAGCGAGGCGGAAAUAGCGCUGCACCGGUGCCGUACCGAUAAAACCAUCAUGCGCCUUACGAACAAUCGGUUCCUGAACCUACUGAACAGCCUGAUCGAGCUGACGGUGAAGGACUUGACGCGGCUGGAGCGUAUCCGGUUCGAGACGAUGGUCACGAUUCACGUGCACCAGCGGGACAUCUUCGACGAUCUCGUGCGGUUUCGCAUCCGCACCGCACUCGACUUUGAGUGGCAAAAGCAGGCGCGUUUCUAUUUCGUCGACGAAACGGACGACGUGAUCGUGAAGAUAACGGAUGUGGAUUUCAUAUAUCAGAACGAGUACCUGGGCGUAACGGAGCGGCUGGCCAUCACGCCGCUGACGGACAGGUGUUACAUCACGCUAGCGCAAGCGAUCGGAAUGUCGAUGGGCGGUGCACCGGCUGGUCCGGCCGGAACAGGCAAAACCGAAACCACCAAAGACAUGGGUCGAGCGCUGGGAAAGCUCGUCGUCGUCUUUAACUGUUCCGAUCAGAUGGAUUUCCGAGGACUGGGUCGAAUCUACAAGGGACUGGCGCAGUCCGGUUCCUGGGGAUGCUUCGACGAGUUUAACCGCAUCGAACUGCCGGUGCUGUCGGUUGCGGCACAACAGAUCCACAUUGUUCUCUCAGCGAGAAAGGAAAAGAAGACGAGCUUUUUGUUCAGCGAUGGCGACACCGUUUCGUUAAACCCUGAGUUCGGUUUGUUCAUCACCAUGAAUCCGGGAUACGCCGGUCGGCAAGAGUUGCCGGAGAAUCUGAAAAUUAUGUUCCGCUCCGUGGCGAUGAUGGUGCCGGACCGUCAGAUCAUUAUGCGCGUCAAGCUGGCUAGUUGUGGCUUCAAGGACAACGUGGUUCUGGCACGCAAGUUCUUCACCCUGUACAAGCUGUGCGAGGAGCAGCUCUCGAAGCAGGUACACUAUGAUUUCGGUCUGCGGAAUAUCCUCUCGGUGUUGCGCACACUCGGGGCACAGAAACGGGCAAACCCAACCGACACCGAGGAAACGAUCGUCAUGCGUGUACUGCGAGACAUGAACGUGUCGAAGUUGGUCGACGAAGAUGAACCGUUGUUCAUAUCGUUGAUUGAGGACCUGUUCCCCGGUAUCAAACUGAGCACUUCAAGCUACCGCGAUCUGCAGCGUGCCAUCGCAAUCAGCACCGACGCGCUCGGUCUGAUGAACCAUCCCGAGUGGAACCUGAAGGUAAUCCAGCUGUACGAAACCUCGCUGGUUCGUCACGGUCUGAUGACACUUGGUCCGACCGGGGCCGGCAAGACGCAGUGCAUUUUGACACUGCUCCGAAGCUUCACCGAACUCGGCAUGCCGCACAAGGAGAUUCGCAUGAACCCGAAGGCCAUCACAGCCCCGCAGAUGUUCGGUCGACUCGAUGUGGCCACCAACGACUGGACCGACGGUAUCUUCUCCACGCUGUGGCGCCGCACGCUGAAGGUGAAAAAGACGGACUUUGUGUGGCUCGUGUUGGACGGUCCCGUCGAUGCGGUCUGGAUCGAGAAUCUCAAUUCCGUGCUGGACGACAACAAGACGCUAACGCUGGCGAACGGUGAUCGUAUCACGAUGGCACCGAACGCAAAGCUGGUGUUCGAACCGGACAACGUGGACAACGCGUCCCCGGCAACCGUCAGCCGAAUGGGCAUGGUGUUUAUGAGUGCGUCCGUCAUGCGCUGGGAACCGAUCCUAAAUGGUUGGUUAAAGCGCAAGGCAGCUCCUGAAGUGGCGCCUCUGCUUCGACGCUUGUUCGAUAAGAUCUACAACGAUCUGCACGAAUUUGUGCAAACGAAGCUGAACGCCAAGAUAAAGCUCCUAGAAGCGAUCUACAUUCGACAGUGUUGUGACCUCCUGGAGGGUCUACUAUCCCCCAGUGGAGAGCACGAUAGUUCGCAGGUGUUGGCAGAUUUUAGCGAUGUACACGUCGAGCGACUAUUCCUGUUCUCGCUGAUGUGGUCAUUGGGAGCAGCUCUAGAAUUGGAUGAUCGCGAAAAGAUGGGAGAAUUCAUCGCCAAACACCCUUCGCGGAUGAAGUGGCCUAAGCUUCAACCUGGUGAGACUAUCUUCGAGUACGUCGUAUCGGCGGAAGGCAACUGGCAACAUUGGAACGAGCGCAUCGAGGAGUACAUCUACCCGAGGGAUAACGUUCCGGAGUUUGCCAGUAUCCUCGUACCGAACGUCGACAAUGUGCGCACGUCGUUCCUCAUCGAUCUGGUUGCCCGACAGAGUAAGGCAGUUCUGCUGAUCGGCGAGCAAGGUACCGGCAAAACCGUCAUGAUCAAGGGCUAUCUGCUGCAGUACGAUCCCGAGUAUCACCUGGCGAAGAGCUUCAACUUUUCGUCGGCCACCACACCCAACAUGUUCCAGCGAAUCAUCGAGUCGUACGUGGAGAAGCGCGUCGGCACGACGUACGGCCCACCGCAGCAGCGCCGGAUGUCCAUCUUCAUCGACGACGUCAACAUGCCGGUGGUGAACGAGUGGGGCGACCAGGUGACGAACGAAAUCGUCCGCCAGCUGAUGGAGAACCGGGGUUUCUACUCGCUCGACAAACCGGGUGACUUUCUCACCAUCCUCGACGUGCAGAUGCUGGCCGCAAUGAUCCAUCCCGGCGGUGGUCGCAACGACAUCCCACCACGUCUGAAGCGACAGUUCUGUACUUUUAACUGUGCCAUUCCGAGCAACCGUUCGAUGGACAAAAUAUUCGGCGUGCUCGGGGAAGGAUACUUCUGCGCGGAGCGGUUCAGCGAGGAGAUUGUGCGCUUUGUGCCACGUCUGGUACCGUUGACGCGCAAACUGUGGCAAGCGGUUAAGACUAAAAUGCUACCCACACCGGCCAAGUUCCACUACGUGUUCAAUCUUCGCGAUCUGUCGCGGAUAUGGGAAGGCAUGUUGAAGAUCAAAUCCGAACAGUGUCAAACAAUCAGGACGGCAAUCAAUCUCUGGAAACAUGAAUGCACACGAGUCAUCGCCGAUCGGUUUACAAAUCUAGAAGAUCGUACCUGGUUCGUCAAGCAGUUGCGUUCGAUGGCCGAGCAGGAGUUGGAAGGUGAUUUCGUGACGCACUAUCAGGAAGAAGAGCAGUUCUUCGUCGACUUUCUACGAGACGCGCCGGAGCCGACCGGUGAGGAAGGUGACGAUUACAGCCUCGAACCACCGAAGCUGUACGAGGAAAUCCCUGGCUUUGCCGAGACGACCGCUCGAGUGCAGAUGUUUUUGGAGCAGUACAACGAACAAGUGCGUGGCGCGGCCAUGGACUUGGUGUUCUUCCGAGACGCCCUGGUACAUCUGAUGAUAGUGGCACGAAUCAUCGGGACACCGAGGGGAAACGCACUGCUUGUCGGUGUCGGAGGUUCCGGCAAGCAAAGUCUCACACGGCUUGCGACCUUCAUUGCCGGCUACAAAUCCUACCAGAUCACGAUGACCAGGGCGUAUGGUGUGAACAAUCUGAUGGAUGAUCUCAAGUACCUGUACCAUGUGGCCGGCGUUGAAGGGCAAGGCAUCACGUUCAUCUUCACCGACAACGACAUCAAGGACGAGGGUUUCCUGGAGUACAUCAACAACGUGCUCAGCUCGGGUGAGAUCGCCAAUCUGUUCCCGAAGGACGAGCUCGACCAGAUCACGAACGAACUGAUCCCGGUGAUGAAGAAGGUAGACCCGCGGCGCAUCCCUACGCAGGACAACCUGUACGACUUCUUCAUCUCACGAGCCCGAGCGAACCUGCACAUCGUGCUCUGCUUUUCGCCGGUCGGUGAGAAAUUCCGUGCCCGCUCGCUCAAGUUCCCCGGACUCAUCUCGGGCUGCACGGUCGACUGGUUCCAGCGGUGGCCUGAAGAUGCGCUGGUCGCUGUGUCGACGCACUUCCUAUCGAACUACCACGUCGUGUGCAGUGCGGACGUGAAGCUGCGCCUGAUUGAGAUCAUGGCCUUUGUUCAGAACCGCGUGGCCGAGGUGUGUGCUGAGUACUUUGAGCGCUUCCGACGUCAGACACACGUCACGCCCAAAUCUUUCCUGUCGUUCCUCGAGGGAUACAAACUGAUCUAUCGGCAAAAGCAUGAACACAUCGCCGUCCUGGCGGGCAGAAUGCAAACGGGGUUGGUGAAGUUGAUCGAAGCGGCCGAGUCGGUGGAUGUGCUGCGCUUAGAGCUAGCGGAAAAGGAGAAAGAGAUUGUCGUGGCGAACCGUGCGGCUGAGUUGGUGCUGACGUCCGUCACCGAAUCGCAGCGUGCGGCCGAAUUGGUGAAGGCGGACGUACUCGCCGUGAAGGACCGAGCCGACGUCCUGGUGGACCAGAUUCAGACGGAAACGAGCAUUGCCGAGCAGAAACUCGAGGCGGCCCGACCCGCCCUUGAGCAGGCUGAGGCGGCUCUCAAAACGGUGACGGCGGCCGACAUCGCGACGGUACGGAAACUGGGCAAACCACCGUACCUGAUCACGCUCAUCAUGGACGUGGUGUUGAUCCUGUUCGGUCGGCGGGUACUCCCCGUGCGCCCCGACGACGAGCGCCAGUUUCUGCUGGCCUCAUGGGAGCAGUCACUGAAGGUGAUGGCCGACACGGGCUUCCUCGGACGAAUCGUACGCUAUCAGGCCGAUCUGAUCAACGCCGAGACGGUCGACCUCAUGAUGCCGUACUUUAACUACCACCUGUACACGUACGAAGCGGCCAAGGCGGCCUGCGGUAACGUUGCCGGCCUGCUCCGGUGGACGAUUGCAAUGGCCGACUUUUAUGACGUCAACAAAGAUGUGCUCCCGCUGAAGGCUAACCUUGCGCGACAGCAGAAGAAGCUCGAUUUAGCGAUGGCCGAGAAGGCUACGGUCGAGGCGCUGCUGCAGGCCAAGGAACGGGAGCUGGCACUGGUGCAGCGUGCCUUCGACGAGGCGAUGGCGAAGAAGCAGGCCGUAUUGGAUGACGCCAAACGGUGCCAGGACAAAAUGGACGCCGCGUCGGCGCUUAUAGACGGGCUGGCGGAUGAGCGAGUUCGUUGGACGGAGCAGUUGGAGCAGUUCAAGGACGAAACCGAGCGACUGGUGGGCGAUGUACUGAUACUGACCGGUUUCCUUUCCUACGCGGGCCCCUUCAACGCAGAGUAUCGCACCCUGCUGCAGACGAGCUGGGCGGCUGAGCUGAACCAACGCCGUAUUCCAGUGUCGCGGAACAUCAGUAUCGCCGAAAACCUAACCGAUGCGGCCACCGUCGGUGAAUGGAACCUGCAGGGUCUCCCCAACGACGAGCUAUCGGUGCAGAAUGGCAUAAUCGUGACGAAGGCGGCACGCUACCCACUCCUGAUCGACCCGCAGUCGCAAGGUAAACAGUGGAUCCGCAGUAAGGAAGCCGGUUCGGGUCUAGUUGUCACCUCCCUCAAUCACAAAUACUUGCGCAACCACAUCGAGGACUGCGUGACGCUCGGCUACCCGAUGCUAAUCGAGGACAUUGGCGAAGAGCUCGAUCCUGUGCUGGACAACGUGCUGGAGAAAAACUUCAUCAAAAUGGGCAACACGUACAAGGUGAAGAUCGGCGACAAGGAGGUGGACGUGCACGAUUCAUUCCGCAUGUACAUGACGACGAAGCUCCCGAAUCCGCUGUACACACCGGAAGUGUCGGCGCGUACGUCCAUCAUCGACUUUACCGUCACAAUGCGCGGACUCGAGGAUCAGCUGCUGGGACGCGUCAUAAUGAUGGAAAAGCGCGAGCUCGAGUCGGAACGCACCAACCUCAUUAAGGACGUGACGGCGAAUCGGCGCAAAAUGCAAGAGCUCGAGGCGAACCUGCUGCACAAGCUGUCCACCACCCAGGGUAGCCUGGUUGAUGACGUAACUGUGAUUGGGGUCCUACGCACCAGCAAAACAACCUCGAUCGAGGUGCGCGAGAAGCUGAAGAUCGCACGCGAUACGGAAAUCAAGAUCGAUCUGGCACGGGAAGAGUAUCGGCCGGUGGCGGCGCGUGGUAGCGUGCUCUACUUUCUCAUCUGCAGCAUGACCAUGGUGAACAACAUGUACCAGACGUCGCUGGUGCAGUUCCUGGAGCGGUUCGAUAUCUCGAUGACACGCUCCGAUCGUCAUCCGAUCCCAACGCGACGCAUCAAUAACAUCAUCGAGUAUCUCACGUACGACAUCUUUCGCUACGUUUCCCGGGGGUUGUACGAGGUCCAUAAAUACCUGUUCGUGCUGCUCAUGGCGCUGAAUAUUGAUCUCCAGCGUCGGACGAUUACGCACGCCGAGUUUCAGACGCUCAUUAAGGGCGGGGCGGCGCUGGACAUCAACACCUGUCCGGAGAAACCGUUCCGUUGGAUCUCGGACGUAACGUGGCUCAAUCUGGUGCAGCUGUCCCGACUCGAGCAGUACGCAACGAUCCUCGAGCACAUCCGGUCCAACGAGAAACCCUGGAAGAACUGGUUUUCGAAGGAAGCCCCCGAAGAGGAACCGCUCCCGGGUGGGAGUGGAUUUCAGUCACUGGACGCCUUCCGUAGGUUGCUGCUCAUCCGCUCCUGGUGUCCUGAUCGCACACUGUCCCAGAGCCGGCGUUAUCUGAGUGCGUCCCUUGGGGAACGCUUCGCCGAUCCGGUUGUGGUCAGCUACGACAACCUGCUCGAGGAAAGUCGUCCACUUACCCCGCUCGUGUGCUUCCUUUCGAUGGGUUCCGAUCCAACGCCCGCCAUCGAGAGCUUCGCCAAAAAGAACGGCAUCCAGUGUCAUGCAAUCUCGAUGGGUCAGGGUCAGGAGGUGCACGCACGCAAGCUGGUGGCCAACUCGCUGGAAGCCGGUUCCUGGGUGCUACUGCAGAACUGUCACCUUGGGCUGGAGUACAUGAACGAACUGAUGCUGCUACUGCUCGAGCUCGGUCCGGGUGGGUACCACAACGAUUUCCGCAUCUGGAUGACGACCGAGCCGCACCCGCAGUUCCCGAUCUCCUUCCUGCAGAUGGCGGUCAAGUUCACGAACGAACCACCAUCCGGCGUGAAGGCGGGUCUGAAGCGCACCUACGCCUCGAUGUCGCUCGAUAUGUUCGAAUACAGCGACUCGCCGCUGUACGUGCCGCUCAUCUACGGCAUCUCCUUCCUGCAUACGGUGGUCCAGGAGCGACGCAAGUUUGGCCCGCUCGGCUGGAACAUCCCGUACGAGUUCAACUCGGCCGACUGGCUGGCGAGCUGCCUGUUUGUGCAGAAUCACCUGGAAGCGCUCGACCCGAAGGUGGGCCGGGUAAGCUGGAAAACGCUUCGCUACAUGCUGGGCGAAGUGCAGUACGGGGGGCGCGUAACGGAUGACUACGACAAGCGCCUGCUGAACACGUUCGCUCGCGUCUGGUUCUCCGAUGCCAUGUUUGACGAGUCGUUCCGGUUCUACCGCGAGUAUCGCAUUAUGAGGUUCCGCACGCUCGAAGACUAUCUCGCGGAGAUCGACCGAAUGCCGAUCAUCGAUCCACCGCAGGUUUACGGAUUGCACUCCAACGCGGACAUCACCUACCAAAGCAACACGACCAAGGAGAUCCUGGAUACCAUCUUGUCGAUUCAACCGAAAGAAUCAACCGGUGGCGGGGGUGAAACGCGUGAAGUGACCGUCGCAAGGCUGGUGCGGGAAAUGCUAUCCAAGGUACCGGCCCCAUACGAUCCGUAUGCAGUGAAGGAGCGUCUCCGCGCCAUGGGACUCCAGGAGUCGAUGAACAUUUUCCUUCGCCAGGAAAUUGACCGCAUCCAGCGCAUCUUGUUGCUCGUGCGGCAAACCCUGAACGAUUUGCUGCUGGCUAUCGACGGCGUUAUCAUCAUGAACGAGCAGCUCCGCGACGCCCUGGACAACAUCUACGAUGCUCGCGUCCCAACGGUGUGGAAGCGGGGCAGCUGGGCAUCCGCUUCCAUGGGCUUCUGGUUUACGGAGUUGAUCGAACGGAAUGUACAGCUCAACGGCUGGUGCUUCCGACGCCGACCGAACAUGUUCUGGAUGACGGGAUUCUUUAACCCGCAGGGCUUCCUUACCGCCAUGCGGCAGGAGGUGGCACGCCAGCACAAGGGUUGGGCGCUCGAUAUGAUCACGCUUCACAACGACGUCACGCAGAUGCUGACCGAGGAGUGUAAGGUCGCUCCACCGGAAGGUGUUUACGUGUACGGGCUCUACCUGGACGGGGCCGGUUGGGAUCGGCGGCACGUACGGCUACAGGAGGCCACCAACAAGGUGCUCUACUCACCCAUGCCGGUCAUACACGUUUACGCUAUCAACUCUACCGCGCCCAAGGAUGCCAAACUGUACGAGAGCCCCGUAUAUAAGAAGGCGAACCGUACCGAUCUCAACUACAUCACACCACUGUGGCUGCAGACACUGAAACCACCCGAACACUGGAUCCUUCGCGGAGUGGCCCUCCUUUGCGACACAACGUAA